AUGGCUUCGCCGCAUCGGUCGUUCUGGGACGUGAGCGUGGAGCUGAGGAUCAGCGAAGCAAAGAACCUUGGCACAUCCAAAGACCAGAACGAUGCCAUGAGCCCUUACUGUCUCGUGGAGGUAGAUGACGAAGAGGUGGCGCGUACCUCGACAAAGUGGCAAACGUUCAAUCCUUUCUUUGGCGAAACCUUCCACAUUGCCAUGCCACACAACUUCAGCGUCAUGUCCAUCUCCGUGUGCGAUCAGACGAAGGGCACCAAGCUGGGUCUCAUGUACCUCAACCGAGCAACCUUGUUCAAGUCUCUUAGCAGCGACGGCCACAAGGAGGCAUGGUUCCCGCUGUUGAAGCCAGUGCCUGUGAUUGAGGUGCAAGGGGAGUUGUUUGUUGAGCUGCUGCUCACCUCCACCCCUUAUGGCUCAAAACGCCUGGACGUCACCGUUGUCAGGGCUCGCGACAUCUUCCACAAGGGCUUCAGCGGCAAGUGUGAGCCAUAUUUUGAGCUCUCUUUUGACGGCGACACACGAACAUCAGAGAAAAAGCGCGGCGCAAGGUUUCCGCUGUGGGAUCAGUCGUUUUCGUUUGAGCGGAAGACGCUGCCUGAUUCGUUCACCAUCACCGUGUUUGACGGCACAAAGAAAGCUGGGCAGUCGCUGCUUGGCCAGGCAUCCAUCACCCUUGACCACCUCGAGCCAGGCCUCAGACACCCACAGUGGCACCGGCUGGAACCGCGUGUUGAGGACUACGACGGCAACACAAGCGGCAACGGAACAAUCCGCGUGUUUGCACAGUUGACGCAUCAGCUGAUCAUGCCCAUCUCGGCCUACCACCCGCUCUUCUCAUAUCUCCUGAGCGAUAUUGGGCGCCCAGACGUGGCGACACGCGGAUGGCUUGGGCUGCUCCAAUCGCUUGUUGCGGACGGCACCAUUGAUCGGGACGGUACGGCAUCUGCGCUGAUGCUCGCACUCAACACUGACGACGCUGUGAGCUGUCUGAAAGCGCUGACGAUUGAUCUCAUCUCCAAAUCGGACAACAGCGCCACGCUCUUUCGCAGCAAUUCCCUCGCAUCCAAGUGCGCGGACCACUUUAUGAAGAUUGUCGGGCUGCCGUAUCUGCACGAAACGCUCAAGGAGAUCAUCGAUGACAUCUUCUACGAGAAGAAGGACUGCGAAAUUGACCCGUCAAAGAUGAGCAGCAGCUCGCCGAGCGUAAUCAAGCGCCACGCAACAGACCUCACGCGCUACCUCGAACGCAUUCUCGACAGAAUCUUCUCCUCCUGCGCCAGGUGCCCCUGGCCGAUGCGCGCCGUGUUCUCAAACAUCCGCAGCGCCGUCGAGCAGAACGAGGCGCUGGCCAGCAGCACGAGCGGUGACGAUUCGAGCACGCCCUACACCGCCGUCAGUGGAUUUGUCUUCCUGCGCUUCUUCGCCCCCGCCGUCCUCUCCCCAAAGCUCUUUGGGAUGCGGGAGGAGCUGGCAGAUGCGACGACGGCGCGAACACUGACGCUCUUGGCCAAGGCGCUACAGACCAUUGGCAACCUCGGUAGCUCAAACUUCGCCGUCAAGGAGCAAUACAUGGCGCCGCUUGGCCCUGUGAUUGACAAGAAUGUGCCCCGGGUGAAGGCGUUUAUUGACGAGCUCUGCCGCGUCAGCGCCAUUGCUGCCCAUGCGAAGGAGUCUGUGCAGAUGGAUGCCGGGAGCGACACGCUGAUUGCAGCAUCGGCCAAGAUGCCCGUGUUGGAGCCGGGUGCCAAGUCGUUCAAGAAGAAGAUUGUCAGCCUCACCCGGCACAUGCUCAUGUGGCAGAAGUCGCCCAGCGAAACGCCAGCGCGCCUCCUGCUGAAGGACGUGAUCAACGUGGAGCGGAUGGAACCAAACACGUUUGACAAGAAAAACCUCGUCCAGGUGUUGACGGACGAUUCAAGAGUUGUGCUGUCGCUCAGUUCUGCACAAGAAGUCACCACCUGGCUCAAGUUCUUUCGCGAGUUUCUGCGUGGAAGUGGCGCGUACAUUCGGUCUGCGUGUCACGCGGGGACAUUCAAGAAGAACAAGUGGACGUGUUGUGGACAGAACACACAGGAUGCUGCACCAUGCAGCAAAGCACACACCGCUCUCGCCCUCAACUCGUUCUCGCUCGCCCUCUCGGAGAGCGAACGCAUGCACGCCCUGUAUGCCAUCCUCGUGUCGCUGCUGCCGCGGCUGCAAGAGCUGCAGGGCAGAGCAUCGAGGGUGACCAAAGGGAUCCAGCAACUGCUGCUGCAGAAGCCCCGUGUCUCCCGGCGAAGGGCGUCAUGGGCGCACAGCGGGCUCAUCCGCGCAUAG
Messenger RNA from Salpingoeca rosetta, 2319 nucleotides. RefSeq lists its product as uncharacterized. NCBI's taxonomy places the organism in Eukaryota, Choanoflagellata, Craspedida, Salpingoecidae. The record is from RefSeq and is a predicted model, not a curated record. The transcript is spliced from 24 exons. Gene Ontology annotation, biological process: regulation of GTPase activity; intracellular signal transduction. Bases 1 to 2319 code for a protein of 772 amino acids.